AUGACCUUCCCUCCCCCUCACCCUUCCGCCCAAUCGUCGAUUGCUUCUGGCACCGAUAAACCUUCUUCGACCAGGACUGAGAUUGGUGCCUGGGGUCGGUCCGCGUCGCAGACCGGCAUUCGUCGUGGGUUGACUCCUCUCGCGACCAACCUCUCCUCCGCCGCUCCCUCUGCUUCCUCCCGGGGCUUGGACGCAGGCCCUGGGGUUUCUACGCCAUCAUCAUUUUCUGCUGUUCUGAGUUCCACUAGGGGUAUAUCAGGCGGUAGUCCGAAGCCCACACCGUCUCCUUUCACCUCACUGCAGCCUGGCUCGCAGCAACAAGCCCAGUCUCUUUCUUCGCCCAAGUUUCGGGCACACACCCCAUCUGCUGGGUCUUACUUCGCUUCAGCAACAGGCUCCAUCACGGGUGGUGGAGGCACUGGGGGAGGUGGUGGGCCGAGUUCCUCUCGAGGUGUCGCCUUUUCACCACUAUCAUCCGGCACAACUGUGAACUCGCCUACGGGCUUUGCAUCAGACAAGCCUGGGUCAGCAGCUGCCCACUCGAGCCAAUCGUCGCUCACAAAGAUCUCAAUUGCACAGGUCUUCCUGCUGCUUGACUCAAUUACAGAGAAAGAAGGAAAAGAAAAGUGGGAGACAAAAGCCGCUCAGAUACAUAAGCUCGUGACAUCGAACGGUAUGGAGGUCUUUUCAAAAUAUUUCCGCCGCCUUCUUACUGGCAAUGCGCCCACAGUCUUCCCUGGGUCGAACAAGUCAGUCGAAAAUGCGGGCAACUACCCGCUUCUUGUGCAGGAAAUGCAGAAAGUGUCAUCCGAUAUCGAGCAGUCACAGAAGAUUGCGGAGACGGUAGACACUUCCGAAGGAGACAUUUUCCGUGACUUCGAUCUAUCCACCUUCUUAGACCACUUCCGUCUUGAUCCCGUUUUGAAAGUUGCGCUCGCCCUAGCUUUCAAAAUGACAAACAAGUCUGAUCUACGGGCUAAGGCCGAUGCAAUUCUCUCCAAUAACAUUGCUCCCUUCUUGCAAAGCCUCGCACAUCCCUCCGAAGCGACCAAAGACAUCGAAAAUUCUUUCCUUGGAAUGACCAUCGAACGCUUCAUUCUUUACCCUCCCCGAAAUUUCACAGAAGAUGUCAAGGCGAAGCUGGUCUAUGCAAUAAAUGUGCGAUACAAAAAUCUCAACAUGGACAUGCCAUUCGAAGUCUGCUCCGCUUUGCAAAUGUUCAACUUCGUCAACCCCCGAUACGCCCUUGUAAGGCAACUACAUGCCAAGGGACCCCGUGCAACCGCCAACAUAGAGGCUACCACGGAGUUGAUUAAUGCAGCGGGUCCAGAUAGCUGGAGCGAAGAGAACCUUGCAACCGCGCUUCUUUUCAUGAUUCUAUCUCAGUACUGGCACCUAUUCUCACUCGAUACCCUCAUUGGGGCCUAUGCCGAAAAGCAACCUAAUUGGACACUUGUAUUCCGGCACUUCGACCGAGAUGGCUUAAGGGUGGAGCCAAGGCAAUUUGAGAAGCUCUACACUGUGCUCUCUGCCCUCGCUGCUACUGAUGCCUCGGUGGAUGUCCAGAAGCUGUGGGGUGGUGACUGGGAGCAUCGUGAUACCCAAAUGUCAUUCCUCACAGCAUUCGUUGCCUCGAGAACGGAUGCCUCCCAAGUCCCAAACCUUCGUGCCACAUUUCCUUCUGACUUUUUUGAUGACGCACCCGAAACAGUGAAACUGCAGGGAGAGCGUGCAUCUAAAUCACCACUCCGUUCUAUGGAUGCUAUCAAGGCCAUUUUUGACCUCGCGUUGUUUUCCCAGGCCUCCUGGGCCGCAAAGGAAAGCCAACUUCUGAUCAAGGCGGUCGUGCAGUAUGACCUUCCUGUUUUUCUUAUCUCCGCCUUGGCUAUUCCUCAGCCAUGGUCUGGCGUUCAACAAAGCUUCGUCCUGCGAACUUUCGUCGUGUUCAUUUCGAAGCAAGAAGACGGGUUUCAGCUCGCUCUUCAUGGUGCGUGGCGCCAGGACCGCCAGUGGGUAUCUGAGCAAUUGUUCGCGGCUUUCAGCCAAGACCCUACAUCCACUGCCAUGAUCUACGACCAUGCAGUCACGUUUGGUUGGCUCGAAUAUCUUCUCGGCUUCACUAAUGGACUUGCUCUGGACCUUGCUUGCUAUUCAGACCGUCGGGGCUCAUUUGACCUCGGCCAAUGGAUCAGGCUUACUGCCCAGAAAGGACAAGUUGAUAUGGGCAGCCUUUUGUCCAAGUUUCUACGAAUUAAGGCUGAAGACGAGCUACACGUACAGCGCAAGGAGCAGUCGACCCCGCAGAUGGUCAGCCUUUCUGUAAAGACCGUUUACACUCUCCUUUCAGUACUUGAGGAGUUUGUUGGCGAUCGCGAGAAUUUGACGCCUGUUCAGCGCAUCUGCAUCCAGACGUAUCCUCGAUUGAUCAAUUAUGGCGAGGGCUUCGAUGACCUGAUUGAUGUUAACGGCCAAAAUGGCAACACAUUACCUGAGGCCGUUGACAAGCAAAUGCAGACACUCUUUGGCAAGAUGUACCAUGAUGAACUGUCGCUCAGGGAGAUGUUGGAGCUGAUGCGGCGAUACAAGUCAUCUCGAGAGCCUGAGGAGCAAGAUCUCUUUUCAUGCAUGGUACAUGGUCUCAUCGAUGAGUACCAUUGCUAUCACGAAUACCCUCUUGAAGCUCUUACGAAAACCGCAGUCAUGUUCGGUGGCAUCAUCAAUUUCCGACUGGUUGAUGGAAUCACACUCAAAGUUGGAUUGGGUAUGAUCCUGGAAGCCGUUAGAGAGCAUGAAGUAUCAAACCCAAUGUUCAAAUUCGGAGUGGAGGCCAUUGAGCAGCUCAUGGAUCGUUUGUCUGAGUGGGCAGGCUUCUGUCAUCUUCUCCUUCAAAUUCCCACCUUACGAAAUACACCUAUCUUCCAAAAGGCCGAAGAAGUCUUGCGAGCUAAAGGCAAGGAAGCCAUUGAAGGAGAGCCACCAAAUUGGGAUAUCGGACCUUCGCCAUUGCCAAAUGGCGACGCCGACGAGCGGUCAGCUGGUGAUAAACCCUUCACCUUCAAAUCUGUUUCGGUUGACGCUCCGCUUCGUGGAGAGCUCUACCGGGACCCAGAUGAAGAAGUUCAGGACAAGAUUCUGUUUGUCCUUAACAACGUUUCGGAGCAAAAUAUCGAGGAGAAGCUUUUGGAUCUACGUGAAGUUUUGCGGGAACAGCACCAUCAAUGGUUUGCGGCGUAUCUGGUGGAAGAGCGUGCCAAGCUGCAACCAAACUUCCAGCAACUCUAUCUUGACCUUCUUGAUCGAAUCGGAGACAAGAUUCUCUGGGCCGAGGUUCUGAGAGAGACGUAUGUCAGCCUUGCAAAGUUACUAAACUCGGAUGCCACUUUGAUCUCAUCUACUGAGCGAGGCCACCUCAAGAAUCUUGGUGCAUGGCUUGGCUCGUUGACAAUCGCGAAGGACAAGCCCGUUAAGCACAAGAACAUCUAUUUCAAGGGGCUACUCUUGGAAGGCUAUGAUGCCCAGAGACUUAUGGUUACAAUCCCCUUCACUUGUAAGGUGCUCGUUCAAGCCACAAAGUCAACUGUUUUUAAGCCCCCCAAUCCUUGGCUGAUGGAUGUACUUGGUCUUUUGCUGGAGCUUUACCACUUUGCUGAGCUUAAAUUGAAUCUCAAAUUCGAGAUAGAAGUUCUUUGCAAAGAUUUAGAUCUUGACCAUAAGACUGUUGACCCGGCUGUUAUCAUUCGGGAUCGUACAGCUCAGGUGGAAGAUGUCAUGCCAGCACCCACAAACAUUCCCGAGGGACUGGAAGCUUUCGAGGAUAUGGGUCUCUCAUCCAUCAACCAGGGCAUUCGCAACGAACGACUUUCCCCUGCCGCUAUUAUGUCUACUCUGCCUAGCCUUGACAAGAUUCUUGUUCUGCCUCCCUCGGCAAGCAGUAUGGUGGAUCCUACGGCGUUGAGACAAAUAGUCACCACCGCAGUGGAACGUGCCAUUGCGGAAAUAAUCACACCGGUUGUCGAACGCUCCGUUACCAUUGCCUCCAUCUCUACCGUGCAACUCGUCUCGAAGGACUUCGCAAUGGAGCCCGACGAGGAGAAAGUGCGACAUGCGGCUGGCAUUAUGGCCCGACAGCUUGCCGGUAGCCUUGCUCUGGUUACUUGCAAAGAGCCUCUUAAGGUCAGCAUGACCAAUUACAUCCGGAUGAUCCAACAGGAGUACUCCGAUCAACCUAUGCCAGAAGGUCUGAUUUUGAUGUGUGUGAAUGAUAACUUGGAUGCCGCUUGCGGCAUUGUGGAGAAGGCGGCUGAAGAGAAGUCCCUGCCCGAGAUCGAGAAAAUGGUUGAGCCCCAGCUUGAGGCGCGACGUCGCCAUCUUGCUACUCGCCCUAAUGAGCCGUUUAUUGAUCCUUCUAUGAACCGCUGGGGUCUCUUCAUCCCAGAGCCAUAUCGCCAAGCUCCUGGUGGCCUCAACAAGGAACAACUGGCCAUCUACGAAGAGUUUGCUCGUCAAUCACGCGGAACCGCUACUACUCUCCCCCAAAACGCUUCGACUGAUACCGGCCGUCAGCUUCCUGAUGUGCUGCAAGAAGCAUACCCUGCCAUUCCCAAUCUCUCCACGCCCGCUGAGCAGCCUGCCGUUCCCCACAGGACGCCUCAAGCUCAAGCUGUCUCCCAGAUUAGUGGCGUGCACACCAAUGGUUUCAUCGACGGCCAAGGCCCACGAGAGAAGGUUGAAGCUCUCAUCUCCGAGCUCCAGCAGGCCACUCGGGAUGCGGCUGAGGAGCGAGUGAAAGAUCUCGGCAGAGACAGUGCUGUACUUCAAGAAUACAACACAGCGUUGCGUUCCAUUCUAGCUUCACCAAACGGCGAAGAGCUGGCACGACUGACUUCGUUGAAGAUUUGUACGACUCUAUACUCCCAGUCAUCAGGACCCCUGGAACUUGAAGUUCUUGUUCACCUACUUGCCAAGCUCUGCGACAUGUCAACGCUCAUUGCACGAUACACGUGGGCGUUAUUGGCGGAGAUUGACGAUGAGCACAUGUUCAAUGUACCUGUCACAGUUUCUCUGAUUGAUGCUGGUCUUCUGGAUAUUCGUCGGGUCGACAUGGUCCUGGCCCGCCUUAUCGGUCAAAAAGAUCUUCGUGCCUUGGAGUUGCUUGAUACUCUGAUGAUUCGCGUUCUCCUGAACGACGAACCCGCAGCUCUCAGAUCCGACUUCUCAGGCAGUCUGGAGGCCAUGAGUCAAUGGCUCAUCACAGACCCUACUCUCACUCCUGCCUUGGAAAUUAUCCGCAAGCUGCGCGAUGGUGGCAUCCCAGAGGUUGUCAACCCACUCCUGGGUGAUCAAGCCAGAUCCAAGCGAGACCAGAUGGAGUACAUUUUCAGUGAAUGGAUCGGCAUCUACAAAGCUGCUGGUGCGACUGAUCGGACCUACCACUCCUUCCUGCAGGACAUGCACAAUCGUCAAGUCAUGAACAAUCCUGAAGAUUCUGCUUUGUUUUUCCGCCUUAGCAUCGAUAUUUCUAUUGCCAUGUUCGAACAUGAGUGCCAAAACCCCAAUGGAAGCAUUGACGAAGCAUUUUUGUACAUUGAUGCCCUAUCAAAGCUUGUUGUUCUCCUUGUCAAGUUCCAGGGUGAAAGCGCCGGUGCUGUUAAGGCCAGCAAACCCGCAUACUUUGGGUCUAUUCUUUCUUCUCUCGUUCUUGUUCUCAACCACCAUCAAGUUAUGCGAGGCGAAGCAUUCAACCAGCGUGUUUUCUUCCGCCUGUUCUCCAGCAUCCUCUGUGAAUAUUCAUUAGCUGGGUUCCAACACCACGAAGAUCAUAAGGGUAUGAUAUUUGCCAUGGCCAACCGAAUUCUGUCAAUGCAGCCGCGAUACAUCCCUGGGUUCGUUUAUGGCUGGCUUUCUCUGGUCUCCCACCGCGUCUUUAUGUCGGACAUGCUUAAUAUGCCCGAGCGGGCUGGCUGGCCACUCUACUGUGAGAUUAUGCAGGCCUUGCUCUCCUACAUCGGCGAGCAGCUCAAGGCGGCCAACAUCUCUUACGUCGCCAAGGACCUGUACAAGGGCGUCCUCCGCAUCUUGCUCAUUCUACAUCACGACUUCCCUGAGUUUGUGGCCGAGAACCACUUUCAGUUUUGCAAUGUGAUCCCUGCUCAUUGCGCGCAGCUCCGCAACCUGGUCUUGAGUGCUUACCCAUCAUCCUUCCAGAAGCUCCCCGAUCCUUUCCGCGAGGGCCUCAAAGUGGAGCGCAUUGAAGAAAUGCGCGAAAUCCCUCAGAUUGCAGGAGAUAUUGCUGCGCCUCUGGAGCAGGCAAACAUUAAGGACACCGUGGACAGCGUUCUCCAAAGCGGCAAUGCCUCUGAUGUUCACAUUCAACAACUUUGUGAUGCUGUCAUCAAUUCGGCAUCGUCUGAUACCGCCCUCUUCUACGCCCCCAUCAAUGUGGACGUUGUCCUCAUGAACGCGCUAGUCUUGUACAUUGGCCAACAAGCCGUCGAAGAGCUGGCCCCCAAGACCAACACCCGCAGUGCAUUCGAAGAUUCUCCUCAUGCCGCACUUCUGGACAAGCUUGCCCAAAACAUGCAACCGGAGGCUCGGUACUAUUUGCUGAGUGCUAUGGCCAACCAAUUGCGGUACCCCAACAGCCAUACCUACUUCUUCAGCUUCACCAUUUUGCGUCUCUUUGGCGUGGACUAUUCUGAACAGGAUGAGUCCGAUAUCCGCCAGCAAAUCAUUCGAGUGCUUCUGGAACGCCUGAUUGUCCACCGUCCUCACCCAUGGGGCUUAAUUAUCACUCUGCAGGAGCUGCUUCAAAACCGGAGCUACUCUUUCUUCCGUCUUCCUUUCAUCCAAGCGGCCCCUGAGAUCGGUCGACUCUUUGAUGCUCUGCUUCAGCACAUUCAGCAGCAAAGCCCCCGCCCCUUGGCGUAA
This is a messenger RNA of Penicillium angulare, 6927 nucleotides long. RefSeq names its product CCR4-NOT core subunit CDC39. Gene Ontology annotation, molecular function: molecular adaptor activity. The record is from RefSeq and is a predicted model, not a curated record. The transcript has 4 exons. Gene Ontology annotation, cellular component: CCR4-NOT core complex; P-body. Lineage: Eukaryota; Fungi; Ascomycota; Eurotiomycetes; Eurotiales; Aspergillaceae. Gene Ontology annotation, biological process: nuclear-transcribed mRNA catabolic process, deadenylation-dependent decay. The coding region runs from base 1 to 6927 and encodes 2308 amino acids.